Molecule: messenger RNA, 1284 nt
Organism: Laccaria bicolor S238N-H82
Lineage: Eukaryota; Fungi; Basidiomycota; Agaricomycetes; Agaricales; Hydnangiaceae
Exons: 7
Biological process (GO): mRNA splicing, via spliceosome
Cellular component (GO): nucleus
Molecular function (GO): RNA lariat debranching enzyme activity
Source: RefSeq, a predicted model, not a curated record
CAGAUAGCAAUAGAAGGCUGCUGCCAUGGAGAAUUGGAUGCCAUCUAUCAGCACAUUAAGAAUCUCGAAUUUAAAAAUGGAUACACCGUCGAUCUUCUCUUAAUUUGUGGAGAUUUUCAAGCCGUACGCAACUAUAAAGACCUGCAAUGCAUGGCUGUCCCCAAUAAGUACAAGGCUCUUCAAACUUUUCACAAAUACUACACUUGCGAAAAAGAGGCCCCCAUCUUGACUAUCGUAAUUGGAGGGAACCAUGAAGCAUCCAAUUAUAUGUGGGAAUUAUAUCAUGGAGGGUGGCUAGCACCCAAUAUAUACUUUCUGGGUCAUGCAGGAUGUGUACAGGUCAACGGAAUUCGCAUUGCAGGUGCUUCUGGGAUUUACAAAAUGCACGAUUUUAAAUUGGGUAAUCACGAAAAGGUGCCAUACGACGCGAGUUCCAUCAGAAGCAUAUACCACAUCCGAGAAUACAAUGUCAGGCGGUUGUCUCUGUUAUCAACCCCCCGGAUUUUCCUCUCUCACGACUGGCCGCAGUCAGUUGAACAAUAUGGUGAUCUUGCGGGCCUGUUACGUCGCAAAAGCUUCCUCAGAGAGGAUAUUAAUUCUGGAAAACUUGGGUCACCCCCUCUGAUGGGUCUUCUGAGGACCUUGCAACCGGAGUGGUGGUUCUCGGCACAUCUACACGCCCGAUACGAGGCAACGGUAUUUCACCAGGAUCGACCCCUUCCCCCCGCGGCUGUUCAAAAUCCUGAUGAGAUAUCUAUUGAAGAUGAUCAAGUCCAGGAAGGAAAAAAUUACAUUCCUCGGAAUCCUGAUGAAAUCUUGCUGGACGAUGAAGAGGAAGAUGUAGAAGUUCCUCUACUCCCUCCACCUCCAUGUGCGACCACCAAAUUUCUUGCACUCGACAAAUGUUUGCCGAAUCGACAAUUUCUCGAGAUAAUUACCCUGCCAACCGAAGAAUCUCGCCAACCACCACUUCUAACAUUCGAUCCAGAAUGGCUCGCUAUCACGCGUGCGUUUCACCCAUGGCUGUCGACGACACGACACCAGCGGCCUUUCCCACCAGAGGCAGAAGCAAGGGAUAUGGUCUCAAAAGAGUUUGAAUGGGUUUCAAAAAAUGUCACUGGCGAUGCUCUACUUGUCUCAGAGCACCAACGUUUCAUUCCGACAGCUCCAGGACCAGGGAACGAGGGCGCGGCGAAGAAUCAGCAACCACCAUGGUAUACCAAUCCUCAGACGGAGGCAUUUUGUCAGAUGCUAGAGCUUGAAAACAAAGUAAACGCUCCUCCU